AUGACGGGUAUUAUCCAAAAACUACGAAGAAAGCGGAAGCUCUCUUCGGAGCUGCACUCUCGCUGGGGAGAUGUAGCUAUCACGUAUCCCAAUGCAGGCUCCUGGAGUCAAUAUGAGCAAUCGCCUGUUGGAACACCCACCUCAAUACCCGUUAAAAUGUUGGACCACUGUCGACGACAUGGUUCUCUUGAUUCGCUCGAUCGUCAUGGCCACACAUCUACUCUACCUUUGGGAAAUCUUAAAGAGCGGACAUCAUCCACUGAUUCAGCCAUGACCAUGCCGACGGGACACUACGACGCAAAAGUACGAGGGGGAUCAAAGAAAAAGGCGCCCCCUCCCAGUCCUAUAGUAGGACAUAAAACCCAUCCUACAGUGAAGGAUGGAUUUGACGAAUCCUCUGUUGAUGAGGAAGAGGAUUCCAUAUCCGGCCUUUAUAGUCCAAAGACUCGAUAUCCACGAGACAGGUCUCGUACGAGAUCCCGUGAGGAAAGCGAUGCCUAUUCGCGUGCGUCCAAAUCACCACCGCUGUCGGUCACAUCACGAAUGCGUCACUUCAGUUUGCAGAGCGCUUCGACCGAACCGACAGCAUCUAUACCAGCUACAUCAAGCUCGAGGCAUACCAGUUAUACAUCGUCUAUCCCUUCGGUACCGUCUGAAGACCCUCGACUGGGACACCGACCAACUCGUGAUACCAAACUGAUGCCUCGGCCGAAGCCUGCACCGGUUGCAGAACAGGAGUUAGUUCCAUCGUACGACGAUCUUUACGGAUAG
Molecule: messenger RNA, 771 nt
Organism: Aspergillus pseudotamarii
Lineage: Eukaryota; Fungi; Ascomycota; Eurotiomycetes; Eurotiales; Aspergillaceae
Exons: 1
Coding region: 1-771 (256 amino acids)
Source: RefSeq, a predicted model, not a curated record